CAAGCUGUGACACCUAAUGAUCCUUUACCAGGAACAGUAGUUGUCUUCACUUCCGUUGUUGUUCGCCACUUCGCAGGUCUCUUACAUGGUUUUCAUUCUAUUUUUCGAACCUGUUCUUUUAGUUUAGAUUAGUGGUAAUUGAGUUUUUAGAUGUUAUGGUUUUAGGGGAAGAAUAUUGUGUGGGCUCAAAUGCAACGAAAGUAUAUUGCAACUUGCACUAUCCUCACGUGCACCCCCUGCUUGAUAAUAUAGAAAAUGUCCCGCUGGCCAUUGACUACACGUUGGAGGAUGCUAUAUGGUUAAGUGAGAUAUGUUCCAUUUCGGAACUGAAUCUAUAUAAGACUGAUUUCACCAACCAGGGGAAUUUGUACCUUACUACUGCAACAGUCAAGGAUGUUACUGUUUCUUGGUCAAGUGUGCAUCUCAAGUUUAUGGUGAGGCUGACUGUUGCUACUGGUCCUCAUGAGGCUUCUAUCAUGUUUAUGACUACCAAGUUCCGGUGGAUAGCAAGCCGUAUCAUUGAGGCUACAGACAAGGAAUGGACCAAUGACUUCAGGACUCUCCUAGCUGCUCUCAGGGGGAAUAUAUUGAAGUUUAUGAUUGAAUUUGGAGAUUUCAACGGCCAGACCAAUGAGUUUGAUUUGGUUCUUCGCAAAUUAUUCUGGUAGAGGGGGUGACGUACUUGAACAGUGCUUUAAUUCAAAG
This is a messenger RNA of Linum tenue, 705 nucleotides long. Lineage: Eukaryota; Viridiplantae; Streptophyta; Magnoliopsida; Malpighiales; Linaceae. The record is from the annotation of a GenBank genome assembly.